UGCCGGGUGUUAUGUCGGGAGCCAACGGACAGAGCAUAUUCGACUUUGACAAGAACGAAGACGGCGUUGUUAACGGCAUGGAGCUGUACAGCGUGUUGACCUACCUCGACGGUAGACUCGGUUACACACCGAAAGAGGCCAGAGUCAUUCUCCAAUUGGCCGAUACUGAUGGGGAUAACCAACUGGACAUUUCAGAUCUUCUGCAGUUGUCCAUGCUUGUUGAGACAGAAUCACUUCAGCACAAAUGACAAGUUAAUAACAUAUAUCGUAUGUAACUAUAUUUCACAUGUAUUUGUAUAGUUAAGAAAAUAUACUUUAAAAAUAAAAUAGUAUU
Molecule: messenger RNA, 334 nt
Organism: Haliotis rufescens (red abalone)
Lineage: Eukaryota; Metazoa; Mollusca; Gastropoda; Lepetellida; Haliotidae
Product: probable calcium-binding protein CML28
Exons: 2
Coding region: 12-248 (78 amino acids)
Molecular function (GO): calcium ion binding
Source: RefSeq, a predicted model, not a curated record